UCUGGCUGAGGGGCGGGGCAAAUUGUGUUCCUUCCAAAGCAAGGUCACGCCUAGUGAUGUAGAGCCAAACGAUUGGCCAAAGGAGUCUGGGCGCGCGCGGGCGCAGAUUGGCUGAUGCAGUCUUGAAGUGAAUGGGAUAGGUUUACUGGGGAGGCGGAAGGUUUGAAUAGCCAGGCCCUGUGACUGUUGAUAUUAUUGCACUGUGGCUGUAACUUCGAUCCUCUCGGCCUAUCCAGUCUAGAAGCAGAAUCGUAGUCUGGUUAAUUGACUCCUUUCGUCAGAUUUCCUUUAAUUCUGCUCAAGUUUUGGCUUGUGACUGACUCCCCACCUUUGUUUUUCCUGAAGGUGAAUCUCUGGCUCCAAUCUGAGAGGAACCCCAAAAUGUUGCCUUGAUCUUUCCAAUCUUAGCAGUGGUGGGGAGAUGUCUGCCAGUCAGCUUACCACUUUUGCAGACCUUGAUGAAACAGGCCAGUUGGAAUCUAAAGGACCUCAGGACAUACAUUUAACUGGGAUGAAUCAUCACCAGCACUUUACAAAAUGCAGCCCAGCACAGCUGCUUUGUAGCACUCCAAAUGUUUUGGACUAUGGCAACAGGAAGAAAGAUGCAGUAUGUAGCUCACCCACAAAUAAAGAAAAUCGCAUGUGCGAAAGAGCACAAGUAGGAGAGGAGCAAAGAGGGAGAGAGAGAGAAUCCCAAGCAGAGUCCAGCCUCUGCACCAAGCCAGAUACAAGGCUCGAUCCCAUGACCAGGAAGGAGAUCAUGACCCCAGCCAGAAUCAAGAGUUGGACCAUUAACUAUAUGAGCCACCCAGGUGCCCUGAAUUGUGUUUUCUGGCCAUCUUUUUCUUUCCCCUGCCUGUCAUCCUUUCCCCCAGGGCUUGCUGACACUUGUCUUCCUCCAGCCAAUGUAAUUUUUCUUAUGCAGAAGAAUAACACUUUGAAGUCCUCCGAGUGGUGGGCAUCCAGGAGCCUGAAGUUUCAAAAGACACCAGGGGAGCCUUACAUGUCUCCCCUUUCUCUACUGGACAAUGGAAAGUUGGUGGAAGGAGAAAUGAAAUAUCUGGGCAGUCCCAUUACUACACUUCAAAAAUUGGAUAAAAAUUCAGAACUAGAAGAACACCAGGCAGAGGAGAUUUCAAAUGAAUUGAUGGAGUUUUCUCUGGAAGAUCAAGAAGAGAUCAAGGCAUCUUUGAAUAGAAGCUCCUUGUAUCGCUCGCCUUCACUGCCAGAGACUCUGAACAGGCCAAGACUGAAUCAGGUGGUAAAAUUCAAGGACAAUCCCAUAGCGGAUAAAGUAAAACAGGAGUAUUGUUCUCACAACAAAGAAUUCAGGAAGGGCUUAGGUCUAAAGAAGGCAGUCUCUCUCUGUGACAUUAAUAUCACUCAGAUGCUGGAGGAAGAGUCUAACCAGGGGUCUCUGAUUGGUGAUUUCUCCAAGGUGUGUGUGCUGCCAACCGUGUCAGGGAGACACCAAGAUCUGAAGUACAUCAACCCAGAAACAGUGGCUGCCUUACUGUCAGGGAAGUUCCAGAGUCUGAUUGAGAAGUUUUAUAUCAUCGAUUGCCGCUAUCCAUAUGAGUACCAGGGAGGACACAUCCAGGGAGCCUUAAAUUUGUACAGUCAGGAAGAACUAUAUGACUUCUUUCUGAAGAAGCCUGUCAUGCCUCUGGACACCCAGAAAAGAAUAAUCAUCGUGUUCCACUGUGAAUUCUCCUCAGAAAGGGGUCCCCGAAUGUGCCGCUCUCUCAGAGAAGAGGACAGGGCUCUGAACCAGUAUCCUGCAUUGUACUACCCAGAGCUAUAUAUCCUUAAAGGGGGCUACAGAGACUUCUUUCCAGAAUAUACGGAACUGUGUGAACCACAGAGCUACUGCCCUAUGCAUCACCAAGACCACAAGGCUGAGCUGCUGAGGUGUCGAAGUCAGAGCAAAGCAUGGGAAGGGGAGCGGCAGCUGCAGGAGCAGAUUGCCUUACUGAUGAAGGAUGUGAGCCCAUGACUAUGGAUCAGUGGUUUGCUGCUUACAAGUCACCCAAAGACACUGUGGAAACCCUGAACAGAAAGAGCCAUGUUGAAUGUGGCAAAACCCAACAUUGUUAAAAGAUGGCUGCAAACCAACAGGCUGCCAAGAUAAUGAAAUUCUAGGCCUGGGGGUUGGUUUUAGCAAAACUGCUGGCUUUAGAAGGCUGUAGCUUUGGGUUGGAUGGAGAUUUGUGUUGCUUCAGCAAGUGGUUACAUUCUCUUCACAAUUAAAUGUCUUAUUACAAGCCAGCCAGCUCUUUCUCUCCCUGGGUCUGUGCAAGGGAGUUGGGCAUCUUCUUUCUCUGUACAUUCCUUCUUUGUUUCCCUCUCUCUCUUUUUCUUAAAUGAGAAAAUAAACACUACAAAAUUAGAGAUUUGAUUGUGAGCUCAGUCUACUCCUAGAAGGUCUUUAUAAGGAAGAGAUCACCAAAUUAGACUCCUUUAAACAAAGGUGUAACCAUCUUGAUUUAUAGCUGAGGGCAAGGUGCUUUUCUCUAGACCUGUGGUUCUCAAAGUUUGGGCCCUGAACUGUAAGCAUCAUCUGAACUUCUUUGAAAUGUAAAUUUUCAGGCAUCACACAGUUAACUAAAACAAAACUUCUGAGUUAGGGCUCAGAAUUCUGGGUUUUGAAAUUUCCCUUUCAGGUGAUUCUGAUGCAUGCCAAGCCUUGAGAACCUCUGCUCUGGAAUGAAGGAAAACCUUUUAAACUGCAUUCUCCAGCAGUAUCCUGGCUAUCCUUUCCUAAACCGUUCCAAGGUAUGCGUUACCUAAAAGUGUGCCCCAUACUCAGCAUGCUGUGAUAACUAGGCUCAGAGAACCAAGAUGAUUGCCAUGUCUAAGGCAGGUUAUAGUUCUGAGUUGGGCUCAAAAAGAUUCCUUGUCUACAGUGGAAUUUUGACUUUUCUCAUUUCCCACAGUCUUUUCUCCAUUUCACAUCUCACAGAGAUAAGUUUAGGACUUGGGAAAGUUGAAAAUAGAUAUCUGUGCUAUCUGAAGAUAGGAAUAAAAGGAUACAAAAGUAGUAAGCAGGAGCAGUUAGACUUAAGGAAGACCUUUUCAACUAUUUUCCAGCACUGUCCCAGGCUUUCUGUUCUUAGAGUUCUUUAAUGUAACCAGGCUUUCGUCUUCAUAGUGAGAUACAGCACUAUGGCCUGGGGUGGUUGUAGAAUUGCCACUGAUCAUUGUCAUUCUGCAUUAACCUGGUAGGAGUGCUAGCCCAGGACUGGAAAAGGACAAAGGGCUCUGAAGCCUGGCUGAGAUAGAAUAGAGACAAAAGCGACAUCUUCCCAGGUUCUGGGGCCAAGAGACUUUUUUUAAGUAAGUGGGAGGGAAGAAGGGCAGUAGCUGGAUUGAUGUUUGCAAGGUUCGCUAGUGUGCUUCUCUUGGAGUGCGGCGGUUGUGCUUCCCAGCAGAGGGCGCUGCUGUAUUCUUUAAGGCAGCUUCUGGAGUCUGCAGCCUCCGCUGCUUGCACUUGCCUCUCUGCGCAGAAGGAAGCUACCUCUCUGGCCUUCUCCCUGAGCCUUGAGCUCAGAGCUCAGAGGGCUGAGGGGAAAGGAGAGAAAAGCUGUUGCUGUAUUAGGUGCAGAAGGCUGAGGGGAAGAUGCUGCUUCUCUGUCCCACUCCCACAUCCUUACGCCUGCCAAACAGGUACUCCUAGUAGCCGGAGGAGGAAAAUGUUUGAAGUACCUCCACUUCCAAAUAUGAGGAGGGAGUCCCCUGACUUAUUGCCUAACCUAGUGGGUCAUUUCCUGAUCAUUUUCCCCAGAAAAGUAGAACCAAGCCCCCACCUGGGAAGAGACUGGUGCUCAUGUUCAUAUUUCAGUAACUUUUUUUCCCAGUCCCAUUUUAUUUUAUUAGUAUUAUUUUUUAACAUAAUUUAUUGUCAAAUUGGGUAACAU
Molecule: messenger RNA, 3917 nt
Organism: Prionailurus viverrinus (fishing cat)
Lineage: Eukaryota; Metazoa; Chordata; Mammalia; Carnivora; Felidae
Gene: CDC25C
Product: cell division cycle 25C
Exons: 15
Coding region: 422-1996 (524 amino acids)
Biological process (GO): protein dephosphorylation; positive regulation of G2/M transition of mitotic cell cycle; G2/M transition of mitotic cell cycle
Cellular component (GO): cytoplasm; nucleus
Molecular function (GO): protein tyrosine phosphatase activity
Source: RefSeq, a predicted model, not a curated record